AUCAAAAAUAACAUCAACAAUCAUCUACUCUACUCUUCUCUUCUCUCUAUCCCAAUCAACCACUCAAAAUGAAGUUCUCCCUCUCCAUGGUCGUGGCUUCUGCCGCCGUCGCCUCCGCUGCCAGCGUCGCCCCCUCUCCCUCUGGCUCGCCUGAGAUCGCCAACCUCUUCGACAUCCCCAAGAGCUGCCUCGAGAUCCCCCAAGUGGUCGGCGACAAGCCCCUCAAGCUCAUGCACUACUUCCACACCCAGGUCUGCGAGAAGAACUGCUCCGCCACCAUCAACGAGCACAACCAGUACCUCGAGACCUCUGUCUACCCCCAGAUCAUGCAGGACGUGAACCAGAAGCUCGGUGUCUCCGCCAGCGACCAGAAGCUGUUCAACCAGACCCACACUGAGAUCGUCGCCGCCGUCAAGAAGAGCUGCUCUUCCCAGGGCGAGAAGCCCCUCUGCAACGACCUCCAGGGUGCCUUCAACUGGGGUACCUGUGCCUUCAAGGCUUACCAGCCCAUCAUCGAGAAGCACAUCAAGGAUCUCUCCGGCGCUGUCAAGCUGUCUGAUGAGAAGUGCGAGAAGGUCAAGGAGCUCGACUCUGACCAGGCCAUCUGGCAGAAGACUCUUCCUGGCUACAUUGACAACUUCGCCAAGCAGUGCGCCAAGGAGAACUAG
Aspergillus wentii DTO 134E9 is the source of this 668-nucleotide messenger RNA. RefSeq lists its product as uncharacterized. The coding region runs from base 69 to 668 and encodes 199 amino acids. The transcript has a single exon. Lineage: Eukaryota; Fungi; Ascomycota; Eurotiomycetes; Eurotiales; Aspergillaceae. The record is from RefSeq and is a predicted model, not a curated record.